This is a messenger RNA of Nerophis lumbriciformis (worm pipefish), 630 nucleotides long. The record is from RefSeq and is a predicted model, not a curated record. Lineage: Eukaryota; Metazoa; Chordata; Actinopteri; Syngnathiformes; Syngnathidae.
GGGAUGAAACUUAAAGAGUUGGAAAGUUGUCUACAAGAAGUAGAUACAUUUGAACAGCCUAAAAUCCUUCUGGAGCAGUAUCCAACUAGUGCACAUAUUGCUGCGUGUAUGUUAUACACGAUACACAACACGUUCGAUGACAUUGAGGCCAAACUCGUGGCAGAUCUGGGAUGUGGCUGUGGAGUUCUCAGCAUCGGGGCGGCAAUGCUUGAAGCAGGGUUAUGUGUUGGCUUCGAUAUUGACGACGACGCACUUGACAUUUUCAAAAGAAAUGUGGAAGAAUUUGAGCUUUCCAACGUUGAUCUGGUCCAGUGUGAUUUGUGUUUACUGAUGGCAGAAGACUAUAGGAGCAGCUUUGACACGGUCAUCAUGAAUCCACCAUUUGGAACAAAACAUAACCAGGGUAUGGACAUGAAGUUUUUACGAGCUGCUAUAACAAUGGCAAAGACUGCAGUUUAUUCACUCCAUAAAACAUCAACACGGGAGCACAUACAGAAGAAGGCCAAUGAUUGGGGAGUGAAGAUGGAAGUCAUUGCAGAACUGAGAUACGACUUGCCGGCUUCUUACAAGUUUCACAAAAAGAAAUCGGUCGACAUUCAGGUGGACUUCCUACGGUUUUCCAAAGCCUGA